Molecule: messenger RNA, 3358 nt
Organism: Dufourea novaeangliae
Lineage: Eukaryota; Metazoa; Arthropoda; Insecta; Hymenoptera; Halictidae
Product: protein FAM46C
Exons: 2
Coding region: 510-2006 (498 amino acids)
Biological process (GO): mRNA stabilization
Molecular function (GO): poly(A) RNA polymerase activity; RNA binding
Source: RefSeq, a predicted model, not a curated record
AGAAGCAGCACGAGAAUCUCGCAGUGUCGAAUCUCGCCGGUCGUCUUUCGUAGUUCUUUUCGGAAUCGUCGUUGUAUCGUCGUCGUCGUGACACCACGUAUCUUCGAUCGGUCGUUAAACGAGCACAAAAACCGGGAACGUCGUCGUGUAUAGAACGCGUGUCGUGUUAUAAAAUCCUCCGACCGUUACCCCCGGUACUUGUGCGUGCGAUCGCAGAAACGUGUUUCGGCUUUUUCGACUCGAUUUCCGUGGGUGUCCCCGACCACGUGACACCGUACAGAUCCCGAGAGUACUAUUAACACCGGAAAGUGCGAGUCUCCCCGAGAAAGAUUUUUCUUCGAACUGUCGUUUCUGUUCCGAGUGAAUCCGCCGAUCGAUUAUCGUUGUCCCCUGCGAGCUGCUCACGAACGAGAACAACCGAGGUCGUCGUACGCGUGCUUGGAGCCACCUUUGCUACAGGCAGAAAACGAGAGACCGGAUCAGCUUUCGUUCCCGUGAAUCGUUCAAUCAUGGAGAUGGCGAAUCGCAACGUCGAGGAACGGUUGCCGGAAUCGGAGACGAGGAAGGUCUUGGCUGACAACGGGGAUGCGACCAAGGACGAGCCGGCGACAACAAGGAACCAGACGAUCAAACCCGUCGAUCCCGGCCAGGUUCUUCCUCUGAUGCAGUGUGGCUCCCUGGAGAUCGGCGAGGAACGCCAGCGUCGGGUCGCAAUGAUGGAGUCCCUCUGCCAGGUGAACAGCACCAAGACCAAUGCCGGCAACGGUGCCAACGAGACGAACAACACCAACAACACGAAUAACAACAACAACAACCCGGACUGCCCGGAUCCCCAGCAAAGGCUGGCGGUGCUCAGUUUCGAGCAAGUGCGUCGAUUGAACGACGUGAUGAACGAGGUGGUCUGCAUUCACGGUAGAGGAAACUUUCCCACCCUGGAGGUCCGUCUUAGGGACCUGGUGACCGUAGUACGAAGCAAACUGGAGACCGACCCGAGCAACGGCGGCGCUGGAAUGAGGGUACGGGAUAUCCGAUUGAACGGUGGCGCGGCAUCCCACGUUUUGGCCACCGAGUCCCAACCGUACAACGACCUGGAUCUGAUCUUCGCGGUCGAGCUGUCGAGCGGGCGAAAUUACGACAAGGUGAAGGCCGCGGUGCUCGGCUCCCUGUUCGAUCUGCUCCCGGAAGGCGUCAGCCGCAAACGUAUCACCACGUGCAGCCUGAAGGAGGCGUACGUGAGCAAAAUGGUGAAAGUGAACAACGACGGUGACCGAUGGUCCCUGAUCUCGUUGGGCAAUUCACGGGGUCAUCGGAACGUCGAGCUGAAAUUCGUCGACACGAUGAGGCGGCAAUUCGAGUUCUCCGUGGACUCGUUCCAGAUCGUGCUCGACUCCCUUCUGUUGUUCUACGAGUGCAGCAAACUGCCGAUCGGCGAGAACUUCUAUCCGACCGUGGUCGGCGAGUCUGUUUACGGUGACUUUCAGGAGGCCCUCUACCAUCUACACAAGAAACUGAUCUCGACGAGGCAUCCGGAAGAGAUACGGGGCGGUGGUUUGCUCAAGUACUGCAAUCUUCUCGUCAAGAUGUACAAACCGUCCCAGCCCGACUACAUAAAGACCCUCGAGCGAUACAUGUGCUCGAGAUUCUUCAUCGAUUUCCCCGACAUCAGCCAGCAACGGGCCAAACUCGAGAACUAUCUGUGGAAUCAUUUCGUUGGACCCGAGGAAGAGGCGCUCAGGUAUCAAUAUCUGAUGCUGUUGCACAGCGUCGUAGAGGAGUCCACGGUGUGCUUGAUGGGCCACGAAAGACGACAGACCCUAGCUCUGAUCGAGAGCCUCGCCUACCAGGUGUUGUGCCAGGAGCAACAGCAACGGCUUACGAACCAUCAACAGGCGCCGCCCGGCCCGCCUGCCACCUACGUUUACGCGAACGGUUAUUAUUACGCUCCCGUGAUACCCACCGCGUGUUACACGUGCACCUGCAACUCGUGGAUGGCGUGCUCGUCGUGAUGCGACACAGACGCCAACGCCAUCGUCGCCACUAGCACCGCCAUCACCACCGCCAUCACCACCUUCGGAAGAGUCGUCGGCUACGGUGCUGCCACCACGGUCCCAACAAACAACAGCUCCGGGACUAACGACGACGCUGUCGCUGCUGGGAUCGAUCGAGACGAUUGCAACCUUCUUCAACGUGCACGAUCAUCCCGCCACGAUCGUAGCCCCUGUGAUUCAGUGGAUCAAAAGAACGACGCACCGAUGACGUCGAUCUUCCACGAUUGCUGUGGGCCAAACGAAUCACUGGUCCUCAGUUGACGCUCGGCGGUCCCGUCGAAACACACAAAAACGGUCCAGAGCGUGACGUAGACGAGGCUACUAUCUCAGCCACGUCGGUACGAAAGAGAACAAGUACGCGGGAUCGUGGACGGUGAUGGUGGAGAGCAUUCGGAGAGAAUUCUAUCGUGUCCGUUGCUAAGAUGACGACUGGCGACCAAGAUCGUGGGGGGAAGACUGUGAGAGUCGGAAACUAGGAGGAUUUUUUCGUGCACGUCUUUCUUCCCCCUUGGCCCGACGCGAAUCAGCUGUGUACAGAGGUGUUGCGGUGGAAAUGGCUCAGAGUUGUACGAGGGGGGGGGGGAUAGAUGGACGGGUAGGAUCGGAAAUCCACGAUGGUAUAACUCGCUGCUACACGGUCGUAGGGGAUCAACUGAGAGACUACAAGACUCCAACGCGAAAUGAGAUACAAAGUAAACAAAUGUGUUGUUGUGCCUAACAUUCGAAACGGGAGAGACGGAACGCAUCUAGACACGCGAAUAUUGUAUAUGUAUAUAUAUAUAUUAAAAAACUAGAGGGAGACAGAGAAAGAGAUACACGGGGAUCGAAGAUGGAAGAGACUCGGUGAUACACGGUAUAUACAUAUAUAUAUUUGGACGCUAUUUGGGCGCGCGUCUAGACGGACGUGUGUUUUCACGGUAUAACUGUUAACGAAAAAAAAAAAAAAUAAAAAUAAAAAAAAAAUAUAAAACAAACUUGUGCGCGGCGGGUUGCUUCGGGAUACUAUUCGUCGCUGCGACGUGUCCUUUUCACGGAGUCGUUCUGAAAACGGAAGCUGGGACGAUUCGAUGGAUGACACGGAGCAGCGGGACCAGCUGUGAGAUGGGAUCGAAAUGGAUGAAGGAGUUACAGAAGACGAGGAGAAAAACGAAUCCGGGCGACGAAACUCGCGGGAGUCACGACUGAAACAGAAAUUUCUCUAUACAUAUAUACAUAUUAAUACAUCACGAAAGCGUCUUAGCGUGUUCCGGUCGCCCCCUCUUUCUUUUCCAAAAAUCGAAAAAAAAAAAGAAAAAAUUAAAAAAAAAAAU